GUCGAUAAUAGUAUCAGUCACCUGCUCUGAUUAAGUGCACAAUGUUCACCAAAGUGGUCGCCCUUAGCGCCGUGUUGGCCGCUGCCAACGCCGGUCUGCUGCCGCUGCACCACGCGGCCACCUCCUCGCAGAGCAUCGUGCGCCACGACGCGCCUGCGCACUACGCGCACUACGCCCCCAUCCACCAUGCCCCCUUAGUGCAUGCCCCCCUCAUCCACCACGCCCCCGUUGUCCAUGCUGCCCCCAUUGUGCACGCUGCCCCCAUCCACGUUGAGCACUCCCACCCCAAAUACGACUACGCGUACUCCGUGGCUGACCCGCACACCGGCGACCACAAGUCCCAGCACGAGUCCCGCGACGGUGGCGCCGUGCACGGCAGCUACUCUCUGGUUGAGCCUGAUGGCUCCGUCCGCAAGGUCGAGUACACCGCUGAUGACCACCAUGGUUUCAACGCGGUCGUCCACAAGACCCCCGGCCACCACCCCGCGCCCGUGGUCCACGCCCCCCUCGUCCACGCUGCCCCCCUCGCGCACAUCGCCCUCGCCCCCCUCGGACACGGCCAUCAUGGACUCCACUACGUAGUGUUAUUUAGCGUGGCAAUAGCCAUCUGCCAUGCAGGUUACAUCGGAUUGGAUGCGACCUCGUCACAAACUGUAGUUCGCCACGACGAACUCAACCAACACGGACAUAUUGCACAUUCCGGACUUGCCUCACAUGCUGGAGACGUCAGUGCUCCCAUCUAUGAGCCGAGCUAUGAAAACGAAGCGCAGUAUGUGUACCAAGACGCAGGAUACAACUCUGAAGAUUACUACCAUGGACAGAACCAGGCUUAUGAAGAGUACUCUGGUGGCGUUCAGCUUCAUGGGGCAUACCAGCCUCUUGCAACUUACGCGUCUGGAUAUAAUAACUACGCUCCUCCGAAGUACCACUUCACAUACUCUGUGUCGGACCCGCACACCGGCGACCACAAGGCGCAGUUCGAGUCGCGUGAUGGCGACGUCGUGAAGGGCAUGUAUACUCUGGUGGAACCGGACGGCAACGUGCGCACCGUGCAUUACACCGCCGACGACGUCAAUGGAUUCAAUGCUGUGGUGGAGCGAACGGGCCCAACAGUUCACGAGACAACUUAUCACUGAUAUUUUAUACCUAACCUAUUAAAUUAAUAAGUUUCAAAACAUGUAAUUUAGCUGUUAUUAAUCAUAUAAUAAUAUAAUUACGUCGUUAAUGAAC
This is a messenger RNA of Leguminivora glycinivorella, 1230 nucleotides long. RefSeq names its product histidine-rich protein PFHRP-II-like. Lineage: Eukaryota; Metazoa; Arthropoda; Insecta; Lepidoptera; Tortricidae. The coding region runs from base 42 to 1136 and encodes 364 amino acids. The record is from RefSeq and is a predicted model, not a curated record. The transcript has 7 exons. Gene Ontology annotation, cellular component: extracellular matrix.